Messenger RNA from Pygocentrus nattereri (red-bellied piranha), 3199 nucleotides. Its product is annotated as butyrophilin subfamily 2 member A2-like. Lineage: Eukaryota; Metazoa; Chordata; Actinopteri; Characiformes; Serrasalmidae. The record is from RefSeq and is a predicted model, not a curated record. Bases 284 to 1924 code for a protein of 546 amino acids. Gene Ontology annotation, molecular function: protein binding. The transcript is spliced from 12 exons.
GAAAAUAUGACUCUACAUGCUUAUUAUUCAGCAGUUACACUCAGAGGCAUCGUUUUCAAGUUCUGCUUGAGCUUUAGGACCCAGUGUUUCUCCUCCUUUGGAUCCUCCUGCAGGAUCUUACCCAAAGGAGCGAAACCGAAAGUAAAGGAAUUCCCCCUUUACUCCUUCCUUCUGUUCCUGUGUGAGGAACAGAUUCAGUGGAAACUCUGGCUGUGUAAAUACUAAUUUACACCCCGGGAAGAAGCUCGCAGGUUUACGUUCCUCUCACUGUAGAGCUGACACCAUGUCUGCGGCUAUAGUGCCGAGAUGGGUUUGGCUGUUUCUCCCUCUGACUCUCAGUCAAGUGUCUUCUGCUUCAUUUUCCAUAGAGGUUCCUAAGGCUCCAGUCUCAGGCCUGAAUGGAGAUUCGGUGUCUUUGCCCUGCACUGUCUCAAAGAGUAUAGACGCGAAGAAGUUUGAAGUGCGCUGGUACCGUCCAUCAAUGUACUCUACACCAGUUCUGUUGUACAAGAGUGGCCAGAUUGUGGAGAUCUCAGCAAAGCACCAGGGCAGAGUGUCAUUCUUAGGAGCCCUGGAAAAAGGGGAUGUGUCUCUGAAACUGGACAACCUCACAGUAGCAGAUGAAGGAUUGUACAUUUGUCAGGUUAGCAGUGACAGCUGGUAUGAGAUGAGCAACAUGUCCCUCAAAAUACGAGCGGUGGGCUCCAUUCCCAUCCUCUCUGUAGCUCAUGCAGAAGAAGGUCAGGUGAAUGUUUCCUGUCACUCACAUGGUUGGCUACCAAAACCAUCACUAAACUGGAGAGAUGGAACGGGGAGAGAACUGAAACACCAAAGCAAAGACACGUUCAGCAAAGAUUCUGAAGGGUUGAUGAGUGUGAGCUCUUGGCUGCUCGUAUCUUCCUCUGACUUAGGGUGGCUGUCCUGCAUUGUGGCUUUGUCUGCCUCUAAUCAAGAGAUGAGAGAAAGCAGAGUUGUGCCACACAUCCCAACAGUUGCAGAUUCAUGGAAAGAAGCCUUCAUCGUGGUCCUCCUCAUCUUGCUGCUGUCCAUCUUGGGGUUUGGAGUGUAUUUUAUCCUAAAUCGGAAAGGUUUGAUUUGUUCCAAGAAACAGAAGAAAGAAGAUGCAGAAAACUUAGAAAUUCAACCACUGAACUCCAGUGCGGAGAAGCAGCCGCAUGAAGCUCCCACAGCAGAUGCACCUCAUCAGUCUUUGUUAAAAGGAGUAGAUGACCAUCAGGUUCCUGAACAACAGGUGGACGGAGCACUCACUGCAGAAAAGGACCCAGUGAACCCAUCCCAUGUGGAUAAAAAUCAUCAGGAGCAAAAUAAACCUCAAACUGUACUUACAGAUCCUCAGACUGCAUUAGCAGCAGAGUGGAAGGAGAUGAAAAGGUUUAAAGUGAACCUCACCAUAGACCCAAAAGAAAAUCCACAAUUCCUCAUGAUAUCAGGAAAGUCAAUAUGCUGCUCUGACCUAGAAGACAUAAAUGAUGAGGAAAAGAUCUUCGCUCUGUGUAAAGAGGCGUUCAGCUCUGGAAAACAUUACUGGGAGGUGAAGGUGAUGGAGAGGAAUGAAGAGAAACUCUCGUGGUAUGUUGGAGUGGCGAGUGAAGAAGCUGAGCGAAUGUACAAGGUCCCUUUAACUCCAGCUAAUGGAUUCUGGGUUCUCUGUUAUGAAAAGGAACCUGAAGAGCACUGUGGAGUUUACAGUGUAAAUAUUAAAAUGCCAGAACAGUUAAAAACAGGUAGUAAAAAGAUUUCAACGCUAGGAGUGUUUGUAGACUGUGAUAACUGCACUGUGUCCUUUUAUGACACUGAUAGAAAAUCACUGAUCUACACUUUCACUAACCUGAGACCUGGUAAAUCACUAUAUCCUCUGAUCAGCCCCGGAAUAAGAGACAGAUUUCGCAUAACCGUCUGUUAAAGUAAGAUGCAAGGAGAGACCCGAUGGGCAGCUUUGUAGUAGUAUGAUCUUAUGAAGUUGGUGAUCUUAUCCUCUUUUAUUACAUGGCAUGCAGUUAUGUGUGCAGCUAGCAAGUCUGCUCAGCAUGUCUAAGUAGAAUUGUCAUUCCAGCCAAAUCAGUGUGGGACCUUUUGAAUCACUGGAAUCACAGCAUCAUGUUUCCUAUUUGAAAGUACAGUAAUAUUUAAUGUUAGGAUAAAAUCACAACACUUGUGGUUGAGUUGUGACUUUGACACUUCAACACACUUCUUUUGGUCCUUUCUUUUGCAGUCAUACACUACGACUGAAUAUAUCACCAUCACAUGAAAACCUUCUAUCUCCAGCUGUUCUUUCCAUUGUGUUAAAAUGUAAUGAACGGAUGCAUCAAUGCUCUAAAAAAACUUGGGGGAAAAACGCUUAUUACAUUCAUUUCCAUGAUAAUGUUUUUUCCUCCUCCUGUAAUUCUGCCAUUUUGGAGAGACAAGGUGUUUUUCUGACAGUGAUGAUGUAAAACAGCUGGAAUUUCUGUCUUUUUUCCAUUAGAACAAACUAAACCAUGUUUUAUAUUACAGAAAAUACUGAUUCUAUGUUGAUACUCACAUGAAACGUGUGACUGGCAUUUAUUUGCAUUAAUACAUGACUUUAUACAGAACAUACUGAGUAAAUUUUACACAUACUCUGUGCUUCUAUAUCAUUAUUAAUCAGAUAAGAUAAAGUAUGGAGUGUCUGAACUGUAUGGAAGCCUGUCAGAUAUCCAUAAUAAUUUAAGUGCUAAUGUACUUAUAUUGUGUUGUCUUGAAAAUAACUGGCUUACUUAAGGAUCACUGGUACCUUUUUCCAUUCAAUAAACUACUCUGGUGAGGUUUUUACUGGUUAUUGAUUAGUGUUUUACUCGCCACGGUAUUCACGAGGAGAAGAAUCACAGGAAUGUUGAUGUUGAUGAAGACUGGCAUGUUGAUAAAGCUGAAUGUGUUGGCUAACAAUUCUAGACAUAACUGACAGGUACAAUUCAUCCUUCCUUUUGGAUCUGAACUUGCAUCUGGAUGAUGUAUGCUACAUUCAAUAACUUUGAUAAUAUUUCUGGAAUGUAGACUACAGUGAACCCCUGUGUCACUGAGGAUGUACCAACAUCUUAUACCAACAGUAGAAAGCCAAGUAUUGCCUUUAAUAGUUUAGGACUGGAAGCCUUUUUGUGAUUACAGGUCAUAAAAACCAAGGUGAAGUCUAUUUUGUAAUACAGGUUUCUGGACUACUUCA